AUGAUUAAUGAUUUUUUACGUAUAUUUCAUGCACAAUCUUUUCAAUUACUAAAACGUUCGCUUGGCCGUCGAUGGCAAUCAUCUUCAUCUUAUGAUCCAAAAGAUAAUGAUUUAAUACCACCUACAACAUGUUGUAUGAGUAAUUGUGCAAAUUGUGUAUGGAUUGCAUUUGCUGAAGAAGUUGCACAACGUUAUCCUGAUGGACCCAUAGAAGCGAUAGAUGAUGUUUUAAAAAAAUAUAUUGAUGACAAAAGUUUUCGAGAAUUUUUGGAAUUCGAAAUUCAAGCACGAUUAAGGGGGAAGAAAUAG
Molecule: messenger RNA, 309 nt
Organism: Rotaria sordida
Lineage: Eukaryota; Metazoa; Rotifera; Eurotatoria; Philodinida; Philodinidae
Source: the annotation of a GenBank genome assembly